CCGCCGAGCCGGAGCGAGGAAUGGGCGGUCCCGGCCCGUAGCCCCGGGCUGCGGCUGCUCCUCCUCCCGGUCGCAGCGUCUCGGCGGCCUCCGCCCGAUGCUGGCGGAGCUCGGGGUCUCGGCGGCGGCGUUGUGAGCGCUCCGGCCGGGCCGCCGCCGCCAUGUCCGGCGUGGUGCGCACCCUGAGCCGCUGCCUGCUGCCGGCCGAGGCCGCGGGCCGCGCCGGGGAGCAGCCGCGGAGGGACGGCAAGGAGCGGAGCCGCGAUGCCGAGCGGGAGGCGCGGCGGCGCAGCCGGGAGAUCGACGCGAUGCUGGCCCGGGAGCGGCGCGCCGUGCGCCGCCUCGUCAAGAUCCUGCUGCUGGGCGCCGGCGAGAGCGGCAAGUCCACCUUCCUCAAGCAGAUGCGGAUCAUCCACGGCCGCGAGUUCGACCAGAAGGCGCUGCUGGAGUUCCGGGCCACCAUCUACGAGAACAUCCUCAAGGGCUGCAGGGUUCUGGUUGACGCACGGGACAAACUGGGGAUCCCUUGGCAGUACACAGAGAAUGAGAAGCAUGGAAUGUUUCUGAUGGCCUUUGAGAACAAAGCUGGAAUGCCCAUCGAGCCUGCCACCUUCCAGCUCUAUGUCCCUGCCCUGGGUGCGCUCUGGAGGGAUUCAGGAAUCAAGGAAGCCUUCAGCCGUCGGAGCGAGUAUCAACUGGGUGAAUCAGUGAAAUACUUCCUGGAUAACCUGGAUCGGAUCGGUCAGCUGAACUAUUUCCCCAGCAAACAAGAUAUUUUGCUGGCCAGAAAAGCCACGAAGGGGAUAGUAGAGCACGAUUUCAUCAUUAAAAAAAUUCCUUUCAAGAUGGUGGAUGUAGGAGGACAGAGAUCUCAGCGUCAAAAAUGGUUCCAGUGCUUUGAUGGAAUAACUUCCAUUUUGUUCAUGGUCUCCUCCAGUGAAUACGACCAGGUCCUCAUGGAAGACAGGCGCACAAACAGACUCGUGGAGUCCAUGAAUAUCUUUGAGACAAUAGUCAAUAACAAGCUUUUCUUUAACGUUUCCAUUAUCCUAUUCCUCAACAAGAUGGAUCUUCUCGUGGAGAAGGUAAAGACUGUCAGCAUUAAGAAGUAUUUCUCGGACUUCAAGGGCGACCCUCACCGUCUGGAGGACGUGCAGCGUUACCUGGUGCAGUGCUUCGACAGGAAGAGGCGGAACCGCAGCAAGCCGCUCUUCCACCACUUCACCACGGCCAUCGACACGGAGAACAUCCGCUUCGUGUUCCACGCCGUCAAGGACACCAUCCUGCAGGAGAACCUCAAGGAUAUCAUGCUGCAGUGAAGGAGAGCAGCCCCUGCUCUGCUGAAAUUUCGCUGGAGGGUUCCAUCGAAGUUUUUGUCCUUUCUUUACGGCCCUUGCAUGCGGCGUAGGACCCAUGCGAAUUCCUUGGCUCAGGAAUGCUGUACACUAGCCAGUCCAAACAGAGGAGCUAUAGGCCAGAGGAGUCAUGUUGAUGUUAGCUACUGAAUCAUUUGGACUAAAACACUACUGAAACCUGGCCGUGGUAGGUUCUGUACCGAGUUUGGAACGCUGAAUGACACAACCACCAUCUGCCUUCUUGGAGAACAGAAAUCUCUGCCAAACCAUGGAUGGAAGACAUGUUCCAAACGAAUAUGCUCAUUUUUCAGAGACACUAAUUGUACAAACUGCCUUUUUUUUUGUAGUUUGGAGGUGCUGAAUCGAUCAAACUAACCUAAACACGAUGAGAUUGGCAGCUGUAUUGGAGAAUGUUAAUGGAAGUUCCGUUCUUAACCCUUAGGAGUAUAACCAGGUCUUGUGUGUGUGUUCAGCUUUGCCGAGGGUCUAGAAUCCACCUCCCAAGGUGGAUGCACAGCUCUUGUCUGAAGGUUUUGCAUGAGUCUCCUGAGGCAGAAGUCUAAAACUGUGUAAGGAUGCUCAUGUUGGAGUAAAUGGGAUGGGGACUUAGGGCCUCGCUGAUACGGAGAAGGGUUUAUUUUGCACUAUGCAUGGAGGGUGUUACAUCAUGGGAAAACUGAUUUCCUUGGUGCAGCAGCCUGUGCUGGAGCACCCAGCCAUGUAUCUGCACAGUGGAGAUGUGCUCCAUGGCCAGCCAGCACUGUCCUCAAACCCACAGUGGGCAGCAUUUGUGAAGGUUCAGUAUCUCAAGUGACAGGGCUCAUCUGUACUCAAAGUUUGGAAGCUGAUUAAACUCUUUAAGUAAAGGUUUUGGUAGCACAGCAGCUGCUUGAUUAGUUCCCAACAGCUGACCUUGUAGGAAGACUGAACACCCUGGAGAUCCCAGCUUUCCAGCUGCACUGAUGUAUUUGGACAGCAAGACCUUGCUGUAAAAUUAGCCUUUAAUCUGUGUAUUAAUGGGAUCUUCAGCCUAUAGUGAUGCACAUGGAUCUCGGAGCAGAGUCAGAUUUGGAGUUGCCCCUUUGGGCAGUGGUUUGUGUGUAAAAUGACAAGAGGCUGGGAAUAGUUGGGAUGUGAACUCUGAAUUUCCUUGUGCUCUCAAUCUCUGCCAGGUGCCUUUUCUGUGUACAGACAUUGAAUCUUUUCUACUGCAGUGGGGUACAUGGACAAACCGAAGAUUUUGUAGUGCUAUCCUUUAGGUGACUCAAACAUAGUUUACUGUGCAAUUUUUGUCAUAGCUUUUAUCCAAGAAUAAAACCUGAAGGGCUGUUUGUACCCAUAAAAAGUCAGCAGAUUCCCUGGAGUUCUUAUCCCCUUUGAGCCUGUAAUGGCAUGUCAAAACAAGCAAAGUUUUACUUCAGCUGGUAAUCCCAUGGGAAAUGUGGUCAAAGAAAAGUCCUGUUCCGUUGUCCUUUCAUGUUAAUUUGGAUAAAAUCUGGAAUCUUUCUUCCCCUCUGAAGCUUGCAGAUGUUCAUAUCAGUAUUUUUUGUGUAGUUUCCUGAUGUAGCAGCCUCCUGGCUUUCUUUGUGCAGGCUCCAGAGUGGAAAAGCUGUGGCUGUUUCAGUGCCUGUAACAGGCACAGGAGUGAGGUAAGAAGCAACUGAGAAGUUGCAGAUGGGAAAAUCUAACUUAAAUUUCAGCAAACUUAAACAGGAAUUAGCUUCCUUGUAACAAGUCUUAUUUUGCCAGGACCAACUCUGUCUUUUAAAUAUUUAUUAAUUUUUAGCCUUGAAGGGGAAGAAUGUUAUGUGACUAAUAUUCAGAUGGGGGAAAAAAUCUUAAGAUUAUUACCUUUGAAAAGGAAAAUGUUUCACCACAGUGUGAUGCAAACCAGUUUACUCAUCACAUAAGGUUGGUUUCUCUGAGCCCAUUUGUUUGGCUGAAGACUAAGGCUGCUUUCAAAGCUUUCAGAUAUUUUCUGAGUUCUUGGUGGUGGUUUUUGUUUCACACAAGGUGCUGGGAAAGAGGAGGCAGUUGUGGGCUCACCUGACUUCUAGGUUGACUUUAGUUUGCUGUGAGCUUUAUUCUUUCACUGAAUUUUCCAGAUGAGUUAAUAUUAUGCCUGUUUUCUCAAAUUAGUUGAACAUUCCCUUUCAACUGUAUUUUUUCUCAAGAAUUACCUCAGUUUGGUGUCUGAAUCUACUGUAGUUUUACCUGGGAGGCAUAGCAUGGAAUUUCCUGUUCUUUUUUUCUCUUGACACUCAUCCAUGGUUUUGUAUCCUUAGUCACCUUAUGGAUUUACCCUCAACAGAGCUAAUAAUGCAACUUAUAUUUUAAGUAACUUAAAAUCUGCACCUGGAAAAUAAAACAGCAUGAGAGAUCUCACACUGAACUCUCAAGCUGCCUUUUUUUUUUUUUUUUUUUUGUAUGAUAUGGCAGUUUUGCACACUAAGUCAGUUUGAGGGAACCAGUUUGCCCACCUUGGGCCCAUUAUUGCCUUUCUUGUUUUAAUUGAUGAAGUGGGCCUGAGUGUGGGGCUACAGCUGCAGGUGAAAAUCAGUGGUUUGGCUCUGUACUCUUCUUGCCACAGUUGAGGGGGCUGGGGGGUUUUUUCCAAGGUAGGUUGUAGUAUAAUAAAACCAGAAAAUGAUGUUGUGGUAAAUCAGUGAAUUACUAAAGCAGAGCUUAGGUAGAUGAGGUUCUUCACACAUCUCAGGACAGGCCUGGUCGGUUGCUUAGUCCUUUUACCAGAAACAAAUAGAAAACUUUAUUUUAAGUGACAUCCUGGAGAACUUUGCAGGUAAACACAGCUGGAGAGAACAUCUUUUUUUGUUAGUUUUAUAGGUUAUUGUUCAUUUGGCUGGUCAGGAAAUGGGUCACAGGCAGGAUGAUCAUCAGAUGGAGACCUUGAACAAGUACUUUUUUUUUUUUAAAAAGAAAAAAGCAGCUUUUUGCUGUCCCUCCUCUGGGGUCAGUGACAGAGUGUUGCAGAGGGGUUGUCUCUCCUGAGGACAAAGAGAGGAAGCUCUUGCAGUCUGUGCUUGGACAGAGGUUUACGUAAUCCUGGAGUUUAAGGAGAAAAACUAAAUGGGAGUCAUUUAUCCGACACUACUUGGUGUUUGUUGUCCUCAAAACAAGUGUUAAGGUAAUACAGUGUGUCAGCACCAUCCUGCAGAUUGCAGUGCUGUAAGGCUCUGAAAAUCCUUGCAUGCAUUGACUUGGUGGAGUUAAAAAGGAAGGGUGGUUUUCUGGAAGUGACAUAUUCAAUAAGCACUUGUCACUUUAAAGGAACGAAACACUUCUUAAUGUUGAAAAUUAGCUAAUGGUGGUUAUGGAAUUGAAAUUACUGGCCACUCAGUUUUACAAUGCAAAGAUGCUUUCAGUUUCAUGCAGAGAAUGGAUCUUAUUUAAUAUGGCAGCAUAGAUUGACUUACUAACUUGAUAAUUUUUUUUUUAUUGCUGCUGUGUAAAACCUAAAACUAGGCAUGUUACAAGAAUGAAGCUCCUGAAGAUGAGCAUUCCCAGACCUUCUGAGGCAGGUAAAGCUGAGCUGCAGCCAAGCAGGCAGAGUAGAGAAAGUAAUGGGCAAUAAACCAUAGGGAAAUGAAGUAGGAAGAGCUCAUUUGUACCUGGCACUGGAGACAAAAAUAUAAUUCCCCCAGGACAGCUGAAGUGGCAUUUGGUGUGAAAAGUGGUGCAUUUGGAGUGUGUCCCCCCAUCCCCAUGGCUCAUUCCCUCUGGGAGUUCACCCAUCCUGGUUACUGUGAUCUGCAGAGAAAUGUAGAAUUAAAGAGUCAGAAGAACAAUGGUACCACUGAAGAAUCCAGCAGCUUUCUUUAGUGACAGAGCUGCCUUCCACAGAACAGCAUUUUAGAAAACAGGUCCUCUGCUGCCUUUAGAUGGCUGUCUUUGUAUUAACUAUGUUUUAACUUAUAUUAACUUAUGUUUUGGAGUCUUUUCUAUGUGUGUACUUCUUUAUUUCUGGGGGAAAAAUCCUUCUGUGCGUGGAUCUAGAGGAUUUCUCUAAAGGCCCCUCUGAUUUUCAAGCAGUGAGUUUUGACACCUGACUUAGCUUGGCUUCUGUCACCAGAUUUUCAGGAGUACCUGCUGCAUUGAUGGAUGAUUUGAUGUGAGAGACAAACACAAUAUGCAACACCACCUCCACACAGUGCAGUUUGUAUGUAACCCAAACACUGAUCUCAUGAUGAGAACUGUAAGUUUAGCAGCACCCUCUUUUCUGUAUUCUCUUUCUAGUAUAAAAUCACGUGGUGUAGUCAGGGGUUUAAUAUAGCACUGCCAACUCUUUACCUCAUACUCUGUAAUUCUGUUACACAAAGUGGUGGGUGGGGUGUUUCAGUAGCAACUAUAAAACAUCUGUGCCUACUUUUGUAAAUGAGCUUUUAACAGUUUUUUAGGGAGCAUCCAUUAUGGAUCAGGAAGACUGGCGUGGUCUGGGCCAGACUUGGCCUGAAUUAUUGCUGACUCCACACAGUUCUAGGUGAGGACUGUCUAGCCUAGUGAGGGAUAAUUGGUAAUGCAAGACCUAGUGCUUUUUAAUAAUACCUGUUUUGUAAUUAGCUGGGGUGAUCUCUGCUUUGUGCUGUGACGUGGGCACUGCUUUGUUUUAACACUAAUCUUUUCUUACAUAGAUGGAAAUGAGUAAAGCCAGGAGAUUUGGAGCUGAAACUGCUAACCAGGUGAUGCUGCCUCUUUGCUCAUCGUGGUGGUUGGGCAGUUCAGCUCCAUCCUUGACAUUUUUAUCUUUCUAAUGGCAUUUGGAAAGCGGUGUUGAAGUUUGUCUGUGUGUUGAUAUGCUUGUGUUCUUACUGGGUGGGGAGUGUGGAGGUUCUAGAGGGUCAGUGCUGGUGGUUCUGUGCCUGGCUUCAGGAGCUGUCCCAGCCCAGCUCUUGGCCUGUGACUGAAGGUCAUAUCUUCUGUCUGGUGUGAAAAUAGUCAGAGGGGGGGAAAUGAGCAGCACUGACUUCCAAGGUGGGCAUUCUGGUUAAAAAAAAAAAGCCAAAGUAUGUUGGAGGGAAGCAGGAGAAGGGAGCUAGUUUCUAAACAGAUCCCAAAAGCUGAUGGUGCUUGAAGACUGUAUUGAAGUGAAAUGCCAUGUGCACUGACCCAAAAGCUUUGGGUGACUCCAGAGAGCCAUUGACUGUGAAUUAGGAGCAGCAGGCUGGCAAUGCUGGCCCUGCCAUUGGAAAUCUCACUGUUCAUCUGUUCAUCACUGGCUGCUAAAACUCAAUUUUGAUAAAAUACAGUAUGCAGAUCUCUGGUCAGACAGUGCAUCUUACUCCUUCCUGACACCUGCUUAAACUUUCUUCAAGAUACCAGAGCAUGAGAAGGUAAGAGGCUGUUUCCAUUCUUUGAAUAAAAACUACAACUGAUGGAGAGCAACUUAUUAAAAUAAGUAGGACCCGAGAGAGCAUCUUUUGAGGGAAGUGUCAGGUUUUGAGUAGCACAACUUCUCUGCUGUUACUUCCCAUCAAUCUCUUGUGCAGGUGGUUGGGCACAAAGGCUGAGAGGAGAUGGCAGGGAGCAGGGGGAUGUGGAGGAGAGAGGAUCUGGUGGGAGCUCAAGAGACUUGGGAAGGUGGUUGGGUGGACUUAGGUUUGGAGAGGGGUGUUCAGAGUCCUGAUUGCAUUGAAGCCAUGAACCCUCUGUAGGAUAGGGAGUGUUCCUCCAGGUUGUGUUGUCUGGAAUGUGGAAUGGGCUUGAAUUGAUGAUACAGAUUUAAACUAUUUCUGGAGACUCCACUGAGCAGCAGUGCUGGUGUUUCUCACUCUAGUGAGGAGUUGUCUUGUUUGUGGAAUCAAAAUGUGCAGAAGCAAACUGACAAACACCAGGGUGUCUGUGACACGACCACAUAGCUUAGGAAGCCAAGUGAUGUUACCUUUUAUUCUGCAAUGUACUUGCUCUCUGGUGCCUAUGCAUUAACACACAUACUAUGCAAUAUCAGUCUUUUUUUUAAACCAGUUCACUACAUUGGGCAAGAAAGGCCUGAGUUUAGCCUUAAUUUUCUUAACAAUUCACAGGAACGUACCUUAAAAACAGUUACAAACUAAAAGAAGGUGGAAAAUGCAUAAAGUAAAAGCACAGUCCCAGACUGCUCACAUAAGUGUCUUUCUAGCACCAAAACAGCAUCCGUGAUAGAAGCAGCUACUUGCUGUAAUAGUUUCAACUUAUGAAAACUGUGUACUAGAUAAAAUUAUAUUGUGAUGUGUAAAAAGUGUAUUUUAUAGCUUUGGUGACUUAGUUUACUGUUUUGUAUAUAUGAAUUUUAUAAAUCUAUUAAAACUUGACUUGUUAUACUGUU
Catharus ustulatus (Swainson's thrush) is the source of this 7674-nucleotide messenger RNA. It is a transcript of the gene GNA12, whose product is annotated as G protein subunit alpha 12. Gene Ontology annotation, cellular component: heterotrimeric G-protein complex; brush border membrane. Gene Ontology annotation, molecular function: D5 dopamine receptor binding; GTPase activity; G-protein beta/gamma-subunit complex binding. The transcript is spliced from 4 exons. The record is from RefSeq and is a predicted model, not a curated record. The coding region runs from base 162 to 1319 and encodes 385 amino acids. Gene Ontology annotation, biological process: Rho protein signal transduction; adenylate cyclase-modulating G protein-coupled receptor signaling pathway. Lineage: Eukaryota; Metazoa; Chordata; Aves; Passeriformes; Turdidae.